AUGCUAUUUCAAUUCUUUGUUUGUGCCUACAUAUUGUCCAUUUGCUUGGCUGACAUUGAUGAGAGUUUAUUGUAUUGCAAAAGUUCACCACCGAAAUUAACAAAUGGAAUUAUUAAACGUGAUCGAGUGUCGUAUUAUACUGGAAAAGGUUACUUGGGUAGUAUGGAAUAUAUGUGUUUACCAGGUUAUAACCUUCUUGGAAAUAAAAUUGUCACAUGUCAAAAUGGCAUCUGGUCAAAAAUGACUCAAUGCAUUCCAAAACGACGAUGUUCACCAAUUCAAACGUAUCCAAGAAAUACAAUUGUUGUAUCGGAUAAUAUAACUUAUUUUCAAAACGAUCCUCAACAAAUCAUCGCUGGUUCAAUCGUCACUUUACGCUGUCAAGAUAAGUAUGAACUUGAUCCAACAUCGGAAGGAUCAUUAACUAUACAAUGUCAAAAUGAGGGAUCAUGGACGCCAAUGCCGAGUUGCAGAUAUGUUCAAGGAUUAUGUAAUUAUUCAAAGUUGUAUCUACCAGCUGGAUCACGUAUCAUACGGAUGGAUUUGAAAUUUUCCGAACAUGAUCGACAGCUUCAUGCGGUUGGAAGUAGUUUAGAAUAUGCAUGUGACGAGGGCUAUCGUUUACGCGGUGACCAAACAUCACUAAUUGUUCAAUGUUUGGAAUCAGGCUCAUGGUCUGCAUUACCAGUUUGCGAAUUUGUUUAUCAAACUGAGCAACCAGUUCGAUGUAGUUAUCCUACUUAUAUCAAAAAUGGAUAUAUGGCUGUUUAUAACGUGACGAUCUGGGAAGAUCAAACAUAUACGGGUCGAAUCGUUUAUGAAUGUAAUUAUGGUUUUGAAACAUUGGAUGAGAAAGAUCAAAUCACCAGUGAAUGUAUUAAUGGUGCGUGGACUAGCGUCGCGGAUUGUCAAGAAAUGCCUACAUGUCCAAAACAAGAUCUAUUGGCUAUAGAGUCGCAAGCAGAAAAUUCUUAUGUUUAUAAUGUAUCGUUGCAAUACAUUCGUGAUCCACAAGCUUUCGUUUACAAUUCGUAUGUUCUUCGAGAGUGUUUACCGAAUUUUGAACAUGAUCCAUCCAGUCCAUCCUUGACAAUUCGAUGUCAGCGCAGUACGAAUACUUGGACUGGAACUCCCAUAUGUCGCGCCAUUUACACGUUAGCUACUGAAAUAAUCGACACAGUCGCUGAAGAAGCUUCGCAAUCAAGUGAUAACUUGGUUCUUUUAACGGAAAAUCCAACUGAGACAUCGAUUCAAGCCGAGACUAUGAGUAGCACUAUCGCAAUCAGUACUGUCCAUCCUAUUACUUGUGAUUCGAAUGAUAUUCCACUUGUAACAAAUGCUGAUAUAGUUCUAUCACCAUUAAAUAUAACUUAUGAUGUUGAUACUAAGCUAAGUUACAGAUGCAAGUCAGGAUAUGAAUCUCUACUGGACCAAUCAAGUCAUACGAUCUGUUUAAUAAAUGGAACAUGGUCAUUAGAUGCAAUAAAUGCAAGUAUGUGCCAAUUACGUCAGUUACCGGAAGAAGUAUCACUUGAUACUUCGACAAUAAUCAUGCCUGGUACAGCAGCUGAAUAUAAUAAUACAGUCGAUAACUAUGAAAAUGUUACAAUGAUGAAUGUUUCAAAUGCAACGAUGGCUUCAUCUACUCGAUCUAUAGCUGUUGGUGAUCGUCGCGUUCGGCAUAUUGUAUCUCACUGUAAACAAUUGCCAGAGAUUGAAAAUGCUCUAUUGUUAAGUGACGAUACAAUCAAAUCAAAUUCAAAUAACGAAACCACUUACUCUGGUUCACUUUUAUACGUUUGUCAAUUGGGUUUCAUGAGUGACACAAGUGAACAUGAACCAUUUCGACUGACUUGUCACAAUGGUGUUUUUCAUCCGAAAACCGUUUGCAUGGAAAAACCUCGAUGUUCACUUCCAUUACCUAUUGACAUAUCACGACUUUCGAUUAUCAAUUCGAUGAUUAAUGUAUUUGACACUUCAACCAACGAAGCACUACCCGGAUCAUAUGUUCUUGUAAAUUGUGUCAAUAAAACCAAUAACGAAAAUUCCAUUUUUAAUAUGACAUGCAUGGAAAAUGGACAAUGGUCAGCAUUACCAGUAUCGUGCAUUGCUCCAUUCAAGCGUCGUUGUCAAAGUGGGAUAACCAUUCCGAAUGCUCGAACGCGGAUUAGUGCCAAAUUAACUACUGAAGGAUACUAUGAUGAUGGUAGUCGUGCAACAUAUCAAUGUUUGGAUAAAUUUGUUCAUGAUCGUCAAUCUGGUCCCUUGCAUAUUCAGUGUCGAAACGGUCGAUGGGGACCACGACCUCGAUGCAUCCCAUCGGGCUGUCUGGAUCCAAUGCCUGACACGAUUGAAAACGGUUGGAAAAGUGCAGAAUCUUUUGUUAUGCAUAAUAAUAUGAAAUAUUAUACAUUAGCAAGAUAUUCGUGUAACAAAAAUGCAGUUCUGGUUGAUUCGUCUUUGUCGAUUAUUGAUAUUGAAUGUCAGAAUAGGGAAUGGAAAAGUACAACAUUACCUGCUUGUCAAAUUCGAGAAGAAGAGAGAAAAAAAUGA
This is a messenger RNA of Adineta ricciae, 2553 nucleotides long. The record is from the annotation of a GenBank genome assembly. NCBI's taxonomy places the organism in Eukaryota, Metazoa, Rotifera, Eurotatoria, Adinetida, Adinetidae.